Molecule: messenger RNA, 315 nt
Organism: Cyclocybe aegerita
Lineage: Eukaryota; Fungi; Basidiomycota; Agaricomycetes; Agaricales; Hemipholiotaceae
Source: the annotation of a GenBank genome assembly
AUGGUCGACUCCGGUACAGCGAACCCCCGAGCACUUGUGGCCAAAUGGGCGCGGUAUAUCUUGAACAAGACGCUGUCAGAGGACUUGAAGGUGAUAUCUGCUGCACCGUCGCCGACUGCCAACGCAAGGAAUUCGCGGAUGGAAGGAAGAAAGGAGAGCACGACGGGCUUACACAAGGUAGACACCCUUGGUCCAGAGUCUGCAGCAUCUGCCACCGUGAUACCUUCUGACAUAGUGGAUGUAGUUGCGGUAGAAUAUUGUGGGCGUCUUACAGAUCGUGCGAUAAUCGACCUCAGGCUGUUGCCACGAAAUUGA